This is a messenger RNA of Solanum tuberosum (potato), 1416 nucleotides long. RefSeq names its product probable mitochondrial import inner membrane translocase subunit TIM21. Gene Ontology annotation, cellular component: TIM23 mitochondrial import inner membrane translocase complex. The transcript is spliced from 8 exons. The coding region runs from base 187 to 1125 and encodes 312 amino acids. NCBI's taxonomy places the organism in Eukaryota, Viridiplantae, Streptophyta, Magnoliopsida, Solanales, Solanaceae. Gene Ontology annotation, biological process: protein import into mitochondrial matrix. The record is from RefSeq and is a predicted model, not a curated record.
GCAACUCAAAACCCCAGUCCGGGUUUUUUUUUUUCUUUUGGGGUUUUAGGGUCACUACAAAAAUCUCUAUUGAACUUCUUCUUCAAUUGCUUCGUUGUGUUCAAAUUUUCCUCCAUUUUUUAUCUUCUAUGUCCGUUUAGUGCCCUAAUCUUGUUCUACAAGUCCAUCAAAACCUCACUAUCCAAGAUGCAGCAUGUCAGGAGAACCGGGUUUUCAUUGAAGACGAGGUGGUUGUUGUAUUCGAAUGUUGUAAAAUCAUGCAACAAGUUGGAUUCUUUCUUGGAAUAUGUGCCAUCAAGAAGCUUAUCUGAUGUGGGUAUCGGUCGUUUCUCGUCAAUGGCUGCUGAAAGUGCUGUUUUCAAUGUUUCUGCUAAAAGGGAACUGGUAAAAUCAGGUUGUGCAAGGAGAUCAGUAUAUUCUUCUUAUCCUGCUGCGAAGGUUAUUGAUGAACCUGCUGGAAUUCCUGUUCUUUACAGAAAUAGAAGGAGCACACAAUGCUUAAUGACCUUCAGAUCACCGUUUCAGCUUGUCAAUACCGCUGGCGUAAAUCCUCAAUCGUCUUGCUUUGCUAGAUCAUUUGCAUCAAAGGCUUCUGGAUCGAGGCAAAAGCAAUCAGAGGCUCGAAAGGAUGUUUCUACUGUUGAGGAUCCUUUUGAUGCUCCUACCUACAAUAUCCCAGAGAAGCCUGUGACGUUCACUGAGGGAGCUUCCUAUAGUCUUAUCAUUCUUGCUGGACUUGCAGUUGCUGGCGCUGCAGCAUAUGGAGUUUUUAAGGAACUCAUUUUUCAGCCAAAAGAGUACAAAAUUUUCAACAAAGGUCUCAAGAGGGUUCAAAAUGAUGGUCAAGUUAAGGCAAGAAUUGGAUCCCCUGUAACAGGCUAUGGAUCAGAAAGUAGAAAUCGUGCUGCGCGCCAACGCAUCCCUAAUAGGAUAUGGACUGAUGAAGAUGGAGUUGAGCAUGUUGAGGUCAAUUUUUAUAUUCGCGGACCACAUGGAGCUGGCAAGGUUUAUACAGAGAUGUUUCAAGACAAGGUGGAUAAGCAGUGGAAGUUCACAUAUUUGAUCGUUGAGAUCAAAUCACCUUCCCCAGCUCAACUGAUGCUCGAGUCGUAUGUACCUGCCUGAAUAUCAACGUAAGUACAUUGUAUGUUCUGUCCUGCUGCUAUAAUCGCGUGGAUGCAGUCGAUAUCCUCUAAACUUUUUUUCCAACUCCCCUGAGAGCUCUCAAGAUGACAGUUCUGAUGAUUUCAAGUUCUUUUAGUUGAGCCAUUGGCUCUGAUAACAGUUAGCAUUGCUGAGAAAGUAUUAGAAAGUUUACCUUUUAUCGGUCAUAAAAAAAAAUUGCAAGAAAAACUGUUAAAUUCUUUCAGAUGUAAGACUUUCUUGCAGUUCAAAUCCAAAGAAUUUUUGGAAUGA